Molecule: messenger RNA, 1254 nt
Organism: Parathielavia appendiculata
Lineage: Eukaryota; Fungi; Ascomycota; Sordariomycetes; Sordariales; Chaetomiaceae
Exons: 2
Coding region: 1-1254 (417 amino acids)
Biological process (GO): maturation of SSU-rRNA from tricistronic rRNA transcript (SSU-rRNA, 5.8S rRNA, LSU-rRNA)
Cellular component (GO): small-subunit processome; Pwp2p-containing subcomplex of 90S preribosome
Molecular function (GO): protein binding; snoRNA binding
Source: RefSeq, a predicted model, not a curated record
AUGGCCGGCGUCUCAGACAAAGCUCGCUUCUACCUCGAGCGCGCAGCUCCCGAGCUACGCGACUUUGAAGAGAAAGAAAUAUUUUCCAAAGACGAAAUCCGCUCCCUCGUAACCAAACGUUCCGACUACGAACACCUGAUCCUCUCCCCAGGCACCAAGCCAUCCGACUUCCUCUCCUACGUCGCCUGGGAGCGCUCGCUCGACCGGCUGCGCGCCAAGCGCUGCCGCCGCCUCAAGAUCCGCAAUUCCUCGUCGUCGUCGUCAUCACACGCCAGCCAGGCCCGCACCUUUGGCAUCUUUGAGCGCGCCGUGACCAAACACCCGGGCAGCAUCCCGCUGUGGCGUGCCUACCUCGACUUCGCGGCCGAGGUGAAGGCGACCAAGCGCUGGCGGCGCAUCUGCACGCGCGCGCUGAGGCUGCACCCCACCGAGCCCGGAUUGUGGGCCAUGGCGGGCCGGCGGGCGGCGCAGAGCGGAGAUAUGGAGAGGGCACGGGCACACUUUUUAAGGGGGUGUCGGUUCUGUGUCGGGGGGGAGGGAGGUACGUUGUGGGUGGAGUAUGCGCGGUGCGAGAUGGAGUGGUUGGGGAGGGUGGAGGCGAAGAAGAGUGGGAAGGGGGUCAGGAAGGGAGUGGAUCCUUUGGAGGCGAUCAAGGCGACUGAGGCGGUGCAGGAGGGGGAUAUUGUGAUGUUUGAUGAGGAGGACGAGGAGAGUGGGGAGGAGGGGGAGCUGGUGCUGCCUGAUCCGGAUGUGCAGGGGCAGGGGGCGAAGGCGAGGCCGAAGGUGUUUGACGAUGGGACAACCAAGAAGAUGGAGCAGAGCCCUGCGCUCAGCGGUGCGAUACCCAUGGCCAUUUUCGACAUCGCCAGGAAGCAGCCGUUCUUUGGGCCCGCGGCGGCCGAGAAGUUCUUUGACGUUUUUGCUGGGUUCAGCAAUGUCUCGUCGCAGGAGAGAAUCGUGGAGCAUGUGCUCGAGGCGAUGAAGGAGCUGUUCCCCAACCAUCCGUGCACAUGCAGUUGCCAGAUCCGGCGGCCACUCAUUGGGGUGGACGUGAUGACUGCUGCCUUCCCCAAGGCGCUGCGCGAAUCGCUAGCGAGGUUGAAUGACGGCAUGGAAAGGACGGACGACAAGAAGGCGCUGGCAAGCAAAAUGGUUGCUUGGAUCGACAUGAUUCUGGAGACGGAGGGUCUGGAUGCCGCCAUCAAGACCGUGCUAGAGCAUACAAAGCGGUCGUUGGAGGAGGCCACAGGUUGA